GACACCAUGGAAUUCAAGGUCUUCGUCGUGCUCUCCCUCGCGGCCGCUGUCUUCGCUCUGCCCGAGACUGGUUAUCCGAGCCACGAGGAACCAGCCAAGUACUCGUUCAAGUACGAGGUGAAGGACGAGCCAUCUGGCAACGACUUCGGCCACCAGGAGGCUCGAGACGGCCCCCACACUCAGGGCGACUACUUCGUCAAGCUUCCCGACGGCCGCCUGCAGCAGGUCGCUUACACCGUGGACGGCGACUCCGGCUUCGUGGCCGAGGUCAGCUACGAGGGAGAGGCCCAGUAUCCCCAACACCAGCCAACCGGAUAUGCCUAAAUACUGCUGACUGGAAUUCAACGACAGGACAGUAUUUGUAAUAAAUAUAUAUAACAUCAUCUAGGCCAUCGAUUUAGCUUUCCUCGUUACACGGCUAUAAAUAAAAUCAUCAAACACCUGA
Molecule: messenger RNA, 445 nt
Organism: Penaeus monodon (black tiger shrimp)
Lineage: Eukaryota; Metazoa; Arthropoda; Malacostraca; Decapoda; Penaeidae
Product: pro-resilin-like
Exons: 3
Coding region: 7-324 (105 amino acids)
Cellular component (GO): extracellular matrix
Source: RefSeq, a predicted model, not a curated record